AUGGAUGCUCAAGGACAGGUACAAGAACAAGGCAAGCACAUCGUUGCACUUCCCUACAUCCCACAGAUCCUAGAAUCUCCAAAAUUUGUAGCUCUGAGAUCUGAGCCAGAAAGCACACUGCUGUGGAUAACUGAUUCUUCUUCCACAGCUAAAGCACUGCAAUUUAAGACUGUUCUAACUGCAGUUAGAACUUGCUGGAAUAUUCAAAAGCCACUACGAUCCAGCACCGACCUCCUGAAUUUGUUCGGGGCAAGUUUCAUCUCGGACUGUCCCGGCUCCCUUCUGAGCGCUGUCCCCCUCCCGGGAGGCGGCAGCCGGUUCAUCCCUUCCCUCCCCGCUAAGCCGCCAGCCUCUGGGACCCCAAAUCGCGCACUCGCAACGGGAAACUUGCUUCCUUCCCCGUUUCCAGCUGCAGAGCUGGCGAGUGGGGCAAGCCGGGCCGCCCGGCGGCCAUGGGGAGGCAACAUCAGCCCAGCCAAGGGGAAGCCACGGCACACGCGGCCGGUCAGCGGUGCAAGGGCCCGGCGGCGGCUCGGAGCAGGGGGCGGAGGAGGCCGGGCAGGGCCGCUUGCCCGCGGGGAGGCGCUGGGGACAGAGCGGCCCGACCUAAUGCCGCCUCGGCGGGACGCGCCGCCGAGCCCCGCCGCCGAGGAUGGGGCGAGUUCCAACCCGAGCGCCGCGGGGCGGCCCCGACCCGGCCCCUCCGCCCCGACCCGGCCCCUCCGCCCCGUUACCUGCGCGCUCCAACCCCGCCGCCGCCGCCGCAACAAAGCCGCGGGCGGACGGGGGAGGGGCGCGCGCGCCCGCCGCCCUCGGGAGCGCGCGGCGGCGAGGCCACGGCCCGGGGGCGGGGCCAGGCGGCGGGACCGGGGCGCGGGGGCACUGGGUCCCAGCAGCGGUGAGGGAGAAGGAUGUGCGCUGUACAGCGGUGAGGGAGCAGGAUGUGCGCUGUACCAGCCCCGAGGCGGGAGUGCCCAGCCCGAGCCUCAGCAGGCGACCGGCUGCCGUCCGCCGCCGACAGCGCCACAGCCGCGCUCCCCGCCCCAGCCUGGGCGAUGGCAGCGCCGGCCGUCCCGGCUCUGCGCUCAGAGAGAGAGAGGCAGCCGCUUUGCCGGCUUGAAACGAUCGCCCGUGGCUGCGAGCCCGUGCCCUGCCCGGGGCCGCCCUCUGCCCGGGGCCGGCUGCCAAAGGCCGCCGCGGGGCCGCGCAGCCCGGGCCCCCGCCCCCGGCGUUCGCGGCCCCCCCUCCCGCCCGCAGAUAACCUCGGCCCCCCCGGCCCUUCCCCACCCGCCCAGGGCGGACUCGGCCCAGGCUCGGCAGCCGCUCUCCAGGCGCCAGCUGCCUCUCGUCGCCGCCGCGGCGCAGGCAAGGAUGGCUCGGCAGCCCCGGGGCUUUCUGCAGGAGGCCUCUCACCAAGUCGUCGCCGGAGGCUCGGCGGGUCUUGUAGAAAUUUGCCUGAUGCAUCCCCUUGAUGUAGUGAAAACAAGGUUCCAAAUUCAAAGAGGGAAAACUGAUCCAACCAGUUACAAGAGCCUGGGGGACUGUUUUAGGACUAUUUUCCAACGAGAAGGAUUACUCGGCUUCUACAAAGGAAUACUUCCUCCUGUCUUGGCUGAGACACCCAAAAGGGCGGUGAAGUUUUUUACCUUCGAACAAUACAAGAAGCUACUGGGAUAUGUGUCAUUGCCCCCAGGACUGGCAUUUGCAGUUGCUGGCUUGGGAUCUGGGUUGACAGAGGCAGUUGUGGUUAACCCAUUUGAAGUAGUGAAGGUUACCUUACAGACCAAUAAGAGCACCUUCACAGAGCAACCAUCUAGCUUUGUUCAAGCUCAGCAGAUCAUUAAAACUGGUGGUCUGGGCUUCCAAGGACUCAACAAAGGCCUUACUGCAACACUGGGCCGUCACGGAGUUUUUAACAUGGUUUACUUUGGAUUCUACUUCAAUGUGAAAAACAUUCUUCCAGUCAAUAAAGAUCCAAAUUUGGAGUUUUUGAGGAAAUUUGGAAUUGGGCUGUUCUCAGGAACAAUAGCCUCAAUUAUUAACAUUCCUUUUGAUGUUGCAAAAAGUAGGAUUCAAGGACCACAGCCAGUUCCUGGAGAGAUCAAGUACAGAACCUGUUUUAAAACUAUGGCAACAGUCUAUAAAGAGGAAGGAUUUCUAGCUUUGUACAAAGGCUUGCUUCCCAAGAUCAUGAGGCUGGGUCCAGGUGGAGCAGUGAUGCUUUUGGUUUACGAAUAUGUUUAUGCAUGGCUUCAGGACACAGUUAAUCACAAGUAGCACUUCUGAAAAAAUGUACCCUUUAAAACUGUAUGCAUUCUAAAAUACACUAUAAUAAAGCAAAAGUGAUUCU
Messenger RNA from Pseudopodoces humilis (Tibetan ground-tit), 2350 nucleotides. NCBI's taxonomy places the organism in Eukaryota, Metazoa, Chordata, Aves, Passeriformes, Paridae. The record is from RefSeq and is a predicted model, not a curated record.